Molecule: messenger RNA, 1689 nt
Organism: Dothidotthia symphoricarpi CBS 119687
Lineage: Eukaryota; Fungi; Ascomycota; Dothideomycetes; Pleosporales; Dothidotthiaceae
Product: protocatechuate 3
Exons: 4
Coding region: 356-1396 (346 amino acids)
Molecular function (GO): oxidoreductase activity, acting on single donors with incorporation of molecular oxygen, incorporation of two atoms of oxygen; iron ion binding
Source: RefSeq, a predicted model, not a curated record
CCGAAGCGUCCCACAGCGUACGCGUACGGAACGAACAGUCUCGUCGCCCUAUCACUCUGGACGUGUUAGGGCGUCGUAAGCACCUGCGCUAUGAUUGGUGCCGCUUGUUUACUGGGCUUUGUUUUCCAUGAGUCGAGUGCCGCGCAACAUCAUAGCGGGUGAAAACACGCGUCCAAGUAGCUUUUCCAGGAUAUGCGUGUUCUCAGAGGCGGAGGCUUGCGAGAAGGUUGGUAGCAAGAUGAUAGACGAGGGAGAAAGUAUAAAAGAACGUUGUCCACCAAUGCAUUCAUACACAGCAUCAAUCUUCGCAUAUCACGCCUUUCUUCGUUCAAAGUCUCUCACUACAUUCUUCAACAUGUUGACCAACCAAGCCCUCGUUACCCUCGCUUUGGCGCUGACCGCCGCCGCGCACCCGCAUCAUGAGCUGUCUGCUCGUGAGGUUGCCGAACACCAAUCUAUCUCCAAGCGAUGCGCCGCCGCGGCAGGUGCUUUUACCAUGCAGCGCAAGAAGCGUUCUUUGGCCAAGCGCCAGACGAUUCUGCCUCGAGACACCAAUGUAACGAUCCAUACGGAAUCUCCCCACUACGAUACUAUCCAGAACGACACCUGUAUUCUCGUUCCCGAGGUCACUGCUGGACCGUAUGUCUGGCCCCGAUCGGACACGCUCAGACAGGAUAUGAGUGAGGACCAGGCUGGUAUCCCACUGUAUCUUGACAUUGGUGUUUUGGACAUCAACUCAUGCUCGCCGGCUGAGAAUAUCUUGCUCGAUAUGUGGCACUGCAACUCCACAGGUAGUUACUCUAGCUUCGAUGGACGCGAUCCCAAUACACCUUUCGAGACACUCCUCGAACAGCUCAACCUUACUACCGCUAGCGAUCUCGAUCUGCAUACAGGAGACUCGACUUGGCUCCGUGGUAUGUGGCCCACCGACGGCAACGGUGUGAUGGAGAUGCAAACCGUCUUCCCGGGAUUCUACAUCGACCGCACGAUUCAUAUCCAUGUGCGCGCGCACACGAACUGGACGGUCCGGGACAACGGAACCGUGUCAGCCAGCAACAUCGCGUCGACGGGACAGAUCUUCUUCGACGAGGAGCUGAGCGCGCAGAUCAUGGCCAUGGCACCCUACUCGAGCCACACUGAGAUUAACCGCACGACCAACUCCAUCGACUCGAUUUACUCAGACGAGACGCCGACUGGGUGGAGCCCGAUCAUCCAGGUUGAGCCCCUCGAUGGCGUGGAUGUCGCUAAUGGUAUGAUUGGGUACAUCACCCUUGGUAUCAAUGUUACGGCCACCAGCUCCGAGUCCAGCUCAGGCGGAGGUCCGUCGGGCGGUAUGCCUUCCGGUGGUAUGCCGUCCGGCGCUAUACCGUCGGGUGCUAUGUCGUCUGCUGUGUAGGCGGCUCGAACAAAUUGAACCAUUGGCUGCGCGAGUGUGAAGUUUAUUGACUUGUAUAAGUCAGUAUGAUAGAGUGUUAUAGCAUGUUCUUUUAUUUAGACCGAAUAUACCGUCUCUGUUUCUCAUUUCUACUGUACGCAGUACUCUCACGAAGCAGCAUUCCCCAGCCGUCUCUUCACAGAUCUACCGAGUGAUAUCUAGACAACCUAGGCUCUCUGGAGUUAGACCACGUUGUUUUCAGCAAAAGAAUUCAAAGACAACAACCCGGUAGGCGUUUAUGAAUUACACUAAAG